Pseudovirgaria hyperparasitica is the source of this 2159-nucleotide messenger RNA. RefSeq lists its product as uncharacterized. The record is from RefSeq and is a predicted model, not a curated record. Bases 226 to 2031 code for a protein of 601 amino acids. Gene Ontology annotation, biological process: establishment or maintenance of cell polarity; ubiquitin-dependent protein catabolic process. The transcript has a single exon. Gene Ontology annotation, cellular component: MUB1-RAD6-UBR2 ubiquitin ligase complex. NCBI's taxonomy places the organism in Eukaryota, Fungi, Ascomycota, Dothideomycetes, Acrospermales, Acrospermaceae.
UCGCCUUUCCAUCUUCCAUCUUCCGUCUCCUGCAGACGAUAUAGACCUCCAUAAAAGUAAUAUCUGGCGCUCUCGAUCUGGUCGUCUCGUCACCUCAACACACCACCGAGUCCGUCUUCCCGAGGUCGUAGCCAGGGGCACAAAUUUCGACGCUUACACCCGAGAACGACAAUCUAUCCUUGACUCCAGCACACGCUUUAUCCAUUUUUAAGUCCUGCGUCCAACAUGCGAGAAGUCAAUUUCAGUAUUCCAAAUGCCAACAAGGCCUCUGUUGGCAUUACGACCGCCCUUUACGACCGUCGUGCUCUUGAUUGCACCUCAACCCUACCCCUCAUCAACUCUCUCAACCAUCUGGCAUAUCUCACAACCUCCUCUCCUCGAAUCCGUGACAUACUUACAGUCGAUGGAGGCGUCGAAAGGCUUGUUUGUAUAUUGAAAGAUGGCAGAAGCAAAGAUUUGAUGGAUAUGUGGAAAUGGAACUUGGCCUUCCAAUGUCUAUUUAACAUUGGUGUCCGCGGUUCCGAGAACGUUAGAACGAGGGUAGUAGAAGCAGACAUGGUGCCAGUCAUCGCCACAAUUCUUGAUAAUUACGUCAAGGUCGUCGACAAGUGUCGUGAGAAGGCUGAUACUGAGAUUAGGCGGUCUUCGCAUAAACUUGGUUCAUCAAGUCGGCACUACUGCAGAGAGCAUAGUGCGUCUUCGCAUUCUCGUUCCGACCGAUCCAGGCGUCAAGUGCCGCCACCCAUUGAAAUUCCCCAGCCAUAUCAGCAGAACGAUGCAGAACUUCAGUCCGCAGACGCGACUCCCACACCUGCCUUCUCGCUCUCAUCUCCACCGGAGCGGACAACCUUCCGGCACCACAAUCAUCCCCAUUUCCAGAGGCUCAACGAAGCACAGACGGCAACGUUCAACAGGGGUCAUCGCGCAGUACCUCAACCUAUCGCGACUGCUUCUGCAUCCAUCGACGAUGCGUUCAGGCUCCGUCCUGUCCGCGAUGCAGACCGUCUACCCUCAAUGCUGCCUGCUCUCCAGGCUGAAAUCAUGUCCCAGCCUGAGUCACCAACAACACCCCAUGCUCACAAUACAGUGCGUCCGACGACUCCUCGUCCCAGCGGCACCACUGAAUGGAGAAGGCGUCCUUCAAUACGACACCAGAUAUCGACAUCAGGUGAAUCCGACGAAGGGGAGGUCACAGACAUUGUUCCCGAGGCUCCUGCCGAUGUAGAAUCUGGUCCGGAGCCCUUGGUCGGGCUGCAGAAUGAAAUCAACAUGCAGGAAAUUGUAGAGAGUGGGAACUUGAAUGGCAACGCUACCCAGGUAGCUCCUCCCGCGGAAACAGGCGACGACGAAACGUUCAACAUUACCCAUCGCGCCAUUGAUGGCAGUCUUCCGACCACUGCUGCCAUUAGCUUCUCGCCUGCUCAGCCUACUGUGAAUGUCACACAUCCGACCCCACCGACUCUCACCAAUGUUAACUGGUACCCACGGUUUCCCGCGGAACGAAGCACUACUUCUGCGCUUCUUGCAGCCAUGCCCCGGGAUGAGGACGUACUAAUGUCUCUUCAACUCCUCGCAUACGUGUCCAAGUAUUGCAAUCUUCGCUCGUUCUUUCAACAGUCGCAUCUUGUUCCUCGCCUGAAGAUUGGUGGGGAGGAGCUUGGUGCGCUUGACGCUGAGCCAUGCAGCGACGCUCAUAUGGCUGAGGAUGAUGAUGACGAGGAGUACCUGCUGCCGGACGACUUCAACAUCUUCCCUCUCGUUGAAAAAUUCACCGUACGCCACCACACGCAGGACAUGCAGUACUGGGCCGGUGUAGUGAUGCGCAAUCUGUGCCGUAAGGAUGAUGCCAGAGGUGGUAUCCGACAAUGUGCAUUCUACGAGUGCGGUCGAUGGGAAGAGUAUACUCGACAAUUCGCAAAAUGCCGAAGAUGCCGUCGGACAAAGUACUGCAGCAAAGAGUGUCAAAAGAGCGCUUGGGUCUACCACCGACAUUGGUGUGUAGCAGCUGGGCCGCAGAAUGAGCCAUUGUAGAAAUGCGUGGUUAGAAAGAACACUUUUAUUUAUGCCGCAUAUCGCAUGGCGCUGGACGAUGGUUUCAUACUGUUUUAACAUAACGCCCCAAAGGAAUGGUGACACGUCAAAGACACAAAAAUGUCAUC